This is a messenger RNA of Colletotrichum acutatum, 1436 nucleotides long. Its product is annotated as putative P450 monooxygenase. The record is from RefSeq and is a predicted model, not a curated record. Gene Ontology annotation, molecular function: heme binding; iron ion binding; monooxygenase activity. The transcript has 6 exons. Lineage: Eukaryota; Fungi; Ascomycota; Sordariomycetes; Glomerellales; Glomerellaceae. The coding region runs from base 97 to 1284 and encodes 395 amino acids.
GGUCUGCGGUAAGGGCUCUAGCCCGGCCGCCACGGCGUUAAAUACAACAACAACAACAACAACAACACGCUGGACGCUAUUUACGAAGACAAAACGAUGCAGAGCUUGUUCACGGCGACCGACCCAGAGAUACACAAGGCUCUCAAGCGACCAGUGGCACAGAAAUACUCCAUGACAUCUAUUCGAACCCUCGAGUAUCUGGUGGAUCCCUGUACAAAGAUGUUCACGGAUGCCAUGACCGAUAUGCAGGGGCAAGUGGUCGACUUGGGCGCAUGGGUUCAGUGGUACGCAUUCGACGUCAUUGGUGCCAUCACGUUCUCCCGCCGCUUCGGGUUCAUGGAGACCCGGUCCGAUGUCAAUGAUGUUAUUUCUGGCAUCGAGACCGGGCUCAUGUACGGCGGUAUCAUUGGGGAGGUGCCUUAUUUGCAUAAGUUUCUCCUGGGUAACGUCACGUUGAGGAAGGUGAUGGAAAAGCUCGGAGUUCCAGAUCCGUUGCCAAUAGUUAUGAAUAUGGUGAUGGAGGGCCUCGAAGAUUACGAUGCCAAACAAGACUCGUCUGAACGAGGAGAUUUCCUGGCGUAUUUGCGACGAGAGCAGGCGUCUACUGGCGAACACAUUAGCACUCGAGAUAUGAUGAACCACUUGAUGGGAAACCUGCUGGCUGGCAGCGAUACGACUGGCAUCGCCCUCCGAGCUCUUUUCUACUAUGUUUUGCGUGACAAGCGCGUGUAUGAUAUCCUACAAAAGGAGAUCGACGAAGCACAAGCAAAAGGAGAACUAUCGCCCGUGGUCACGUUCGGCGAGAGCCAAAAGCUCGAAUACCUCCAAGCAUGCAUCAAAGAAUCUAUGCGGAUGCACCCGGGCGUAUCCUACCCCCUCGAGCGCAUCGUCCCCAAGACGGGCGCCGAAAUCUCUGGGUUCCACCUACCGGCCGGCACCAUCGUAGGCAUGAACGCCGCCGUGAUCCACCGCGACCGCAGCAUCUUUGGCGACGAUGCCGAUACCUUUAGGCCCGAGCGCUGGCUCAGCGACGACAUUGACGCUGUCAAGAUAAUGGACCGGCAUAACAUGAGUUUCGGUGCUGGUGUACGUACUUGUAUUGGCAAGAAUAUUUCAAUCAUGGAAGUUGGAAAGGUAGUGCCUCAAAUAUUGAGGCAGUUCAGCCUCGAAUGGGCGUCGAGCGAGACGGAGUGGCAGGUGACGACGUAUUGGUUUGCGAAGCAGUCGGGCUUGCUGGUUCGGUUCAGCCCACGGACGUCGGAGAUCAUAGCUAGCAAGGAAUGAGGCACUGGCUAGUCAAGAUGUGGCAAUAUUAUGUGCGGAUAUACAUUUGCAGUUCUUUGGAAUAUUAGUGUGCGAUGUAAUACCUUAGUGUAAGUUUGGCUCAUACGACGUAGCUCGAUCGUAACCUUCGUUAUGCAAAUGGGUUGUUCAAC